Molecule: messenger RNA, 777 nt
Organism: Rotaria sp. Silwood1
Lineage: Eukaryota; Metazoa; Rotifera; Eurotatoria; Philodinida; Philodinidae
Source: the annotation of a GenBank genome assembly
AUGGCCCCAGUUGCUUUUCAAAAAGACGAAACUCACACACAAAACAAUGAUAAUAAUCUUGAGCCAUUUUCUCUUCUUUGGCUUCAUGAUCAAGUUAAUACAGCUCAAGAAAAUCAACAAGUCCGAAAACAACUUCGACAAAUUAUUAAUCAUCUCAAAGCAUUUGAUAAUGAAGAUCAUUGUCGACAAUAUAUCUUAUCCACUUCUUCACAAGAUCGAAUUGUUUUCAUUGUCAAAGCUGUAGCUGUUAAACUGGAUGAUCUUAUUUCAAAAAUCAAACAAGAUCAAAAAACUCGAACCAAAGUUGAAGAGCCAUUAUCAUUCAAUAUUUAUUCUAUUCAUGAAAAUAUUGAUCAAUCAACAAUUGAACUUAAUGGUCAUUUUGUUCACUCGCUUUUACUUAUUGAUGUUCUUUUUAGAAUGAAAGCUACUGAACAAGAUAAACAACAACUCAUCUCUCUUUGUAACAAUCAAUACGAAGGAAAAUCGGCUCAAUUAGCUAUGGUUCAUGAAUUCGAUGAACAAUAUUCAUCAGAAAAAGCCUUGUGGUGGUAUAGUCGUGAUUCAUUUCUAUAUAAAAUCUUAAACAAAGCAUUAAGAACACAAAAUAUUGAUAUUUUAUUUCUUUUUCGAUUUGUGAUUGCUGAUAUAUAUCAACAAUUAAAACAAAAUCAAUGUCAAUCAUCUGUUUUAGUUUAUCGAGGUCAACUGAUGUUCAAAGAAGAAGUCUAUUGGAGAAUUUUUAUCAAUAAACUCAUUUUUUUCAACAUCGCUUGA